Messenger RNA from Closterium sp. Naga37s-1, 1395 nucleotides. The record is from the annotation of a GenBank genome assembly. NCBI's taxonomy places the organism in Eukaryota, Viridiplantae, Streptophyta, Zygnematophyceae, Desmidiales, Closteriaceae.
AUGUUCCCACCGCUUCCUGCCCUGGCUGCAGGCUUCCCACUCACCGUGUGCUUCCACUCACCCACCCUGGGGCCCCAGUUCAUUCCCCCUGGUCGUCGCACAACAACAGAACACGGUCCUCCCCCUGUACCAGUCCCCCUCGCCACCUGGCUGGUCACGCCUGUCAUGUUAUGGGUUCAACCCCCCUUUUCUCACUCGCCCACCCAAGCGUUUUCAGCCCCCUUCCCUCUCAUUCACCUACCCAAGAAGUUUCCGCCCCAUUUCCUCUCACCACCCACCCAGGGUGUUUCGGUUCAGGCCCCUUCCUUCUCACUCACACACCCAUGGGGUUUCAUCCCCCUUCCCUGUCAAUCACCCACCAAAGGGGCUUUAUCCCCUUUCCCUCUUACUCAUCCACCCAAGGAGCUUCAGCACCCUUCCCCCUCACUCAACACCCAAGAGGCUCCUCCUCUCUCUCACCCAACCAAGGGGAUUAACCCCCCUUCCUUCUCAUCCUGCCACCCAAGGGGAUUCAACCCCCUUCCCUCUCAUCCAGCCACCCAAGGGGAUUCAACCCCCUUACCUCUCAUCCUGCCACCCAAGGGGAUUCAACCCCCUUCCCUCUCAUCCUGCCACCCAAGGGGAUUCAGGCCCCUUCUCUCUCUUACCCACCCAAGGGAAUUCAACCCCCUUACCUCUCAUCCUGCCAUCCAAGGGGAUUCAGGCCCCUUCUCUCUCAUCCUGCCACCCAAGGGGAUUCAACCCCCUUCCCUCUCAUCCAGCCACCCAAGGGGAUUCAACCCCCUUACCUCUCAUCCUGCCACCCAAGGGGAUUCAAUCAACCCCCUUCCCUCUCAUCCUGCCACCCAAGGGGAUUCAACCCCCUUCCCUCUCAUCCUGCCAACCAAGGGGAUUCAACCCCCUUACCUCUCAUCCUGCCACCCAAGAGGAUUCAACCCCCUUCCCUCUCAUCCUGCCACCCAAGGGGAUUCAACCCCCUUCCCUCUCAUCCUGCCACCCAAGGGGAUUCAACCCCCUUCCCUCUCAUCCUGCCACCCAAGGGGAUUCAACCCCCUUACCUCUCAUCCUGCCACCCAAGGGGAUUCAAUCAACCCCCUUCCCUCUCAUCCUGCCACCCAAGGGGAUUCAACCCCCUUCCCUCUCAUCCUGCCACCCAAGGGGAUUCAACCCCCUUCCCUCUCAUCCUGCCACCCAAGGGGAUUCAACCCCCUUCCCUCUCAUCCUGCCACCCAAGGGGAUUCAACCCCCUUACCUCUCAUCCUGCCACCCAAGGAGAUUUCAACCCCCUUACCUCUCAUCCUGCCACCCAAGGGGAUUCAACCCCCUUCUCUCUCAUCCUGCCACCCAAGGGGAUUCAACCCCCUUCCCUCUCAUCCUGCCAUCCAAGGGGAUUAA